This is a messenger RNA of Xiphophorus maculatus (southern platyfish), 1669 nucleotides long. RefSeq names its product natriuretic peptide receptor 3 (gene npr3). Lineage: Eukaryota; Metazoa; Chordata; Actinopteri; Cyprinodontiformes; Poeciliidae. The transcript is spliced from 8 exons. The coding region runs from base 1 to 1155 and encodes 384 amino acids. Gene Ontology annotation, biological process: regulation of blood pressure; vasodilation. Gene Ontology annotation, cellular component: membrane. The record is from RefSeq and is a predicted model, not a curated record. Gene Ontology annotation, molecular function: 2-oxoglutarate-dependent dioxygenase activity; methyltransferase activity; natriuretic peptide receptor activity.
AUGUACUUCCUGAGGAGACUGCGGUCCUUUAACAUCUGCAGCAAACUGCUCUGGAUGUUCUACCAGUCUGUGAUUGCCAGUGUCCUCUUCUACAUUGUGGUGUGCUGGGGAGGCAGCAUAUCCAAGAAGGACACGUCCAGACUGGACAAACUGACCAGGCGUGCCGGCUCUGUGGUCGGCAUGAAGCUGGACUCUCUGGUGACGGUGGCAGAGGCGAGGACACUGAACAAACUGCUGGACAUCAUGAACGAUAGCAGCCACCCUCUACACGUCGUCAUCAGCAGCCAGAGGAGCCGGUUCAUGGUGAUCAUGUGCGCUGGAGCAGACAGGAUUCGAGAAAUCAUGCUUGCAGCACACAAGCAGCAGCUGACCAAUGGCAGUUAUAUGUUUUUUAAUGUUAAUCUCUUCAAUGCCUCUUCGUAUGGCAAUGGCUCUUGGAAGAGGGAGGAUGAGUUUGACGACGAUGCCAGACAAGCCUAUGCCUCCCUAAACACAGUGACACUACUCAGAACAGUCAAGCCAGAGUAUGAGAACUUCUCCAUGGAGAUGAAAAGAUCCAUAGAGGGACUUGGCCUUCACGACUGCAAUGACUGUGGAAAUGUUAACAUGUUUGUUGAAGGAUUCCAUGAUGCCAUGGUGCUAUAUUCCAUUGCGUUACAUGAAGGCAUGAAGAAUGGAUACUCAAAGACAAACGGUACUGAGAUAACCUCACACAUGUGGAACAGAACUUUUGAAGGAAUUGCUGGCCAGGUAUCCAUAGAUGUCAAUGGUGAUAGAGUCGGCGAUUUCUCUUUGAUGGCUAUGACCAACAUUGAAGCAGGUAGCUAUGAGGUGGUAGUCAACUACUUUGGGGAAAAUAAAACUUUUCAGCUGUUGCCUGCCUUCAACACUGAUCGUUUCACUCUGAAAAGAAGAAAGGAAGUCCCAAAAAAAGAAAAAGAAGUGGAAAAUCAUUCAUGUGGACUGGGAGUAUCAGCCUUAACUGGAGUCAUGGUUGGAGCUGUUCUUGGAGCUCUAAUGCUGAUAGCAUUCUACUUUUUCAGAAAAAACUACAGGAUAACUAUUCAGCGGCGUACACGUGUUGAAGAGCCUGAAUCCAUGAAGCACCAUCAGUUACGAGAGGACUCCAUAAGAUCAAACUUCUCAGCAGCUUAAGGACGAGUCCUGACAGAAGAUUAUAUAUGUGAAUGUGGAUAAAGUUUUUACUGUAUUUUUCAGUGAUUCCAUAUCCGCUGCAAUUUGACAUUUUUUGUUGUAUUUAGGACAGAUUUACUUUUUAGAACCUGGGACUGUUUUGACAGGUACACACCACAGUCACCUUAGACUUUCCUUAAACACACAAAGAUAAAGUUUGUGUACUGAAGAGUGCUCUAUGAAAAAAAGGUUUUCCUUUUGUGUAUGUGUGUGUUUUCCAUUGCUCAGGUUUUCAGUUUAUGAUAUUAUUAGAAUUUCUUUCUCUCUCUUAUUCUGGUGUAUUGCUCCUGAAAUAUAUUUUAUAAUACACAGAUUUAUUCUCUUCAACUGACUGUUUAAUAAAUUAAAAUUACACUGCCUGUUUCAAACUACAAAAUGUCUAUAUUUAUUUAUUUGCUUAUAGUAAAACUGUAUUGGAACUAACUUGGUUACUUUAUGGACCUUACCAAGCUCCGCCCACAACCGACCCAUUGUC